Molecule: messenger RNA, 1140 nt
Organism: Purpureocillium takamizusanense
Lineage: Eukaryota; Fungi; Ascomycota; Sordariomycetes; Hypocreales; Ophiocordycipitaceae
Gene: sds22
Product: protein phosphatase regulatory subunit Sds22
Exons: 3
Coding region: 1-1140 (379 amino acids)
Molecular function (GO): protein binding
Source: RefSeq, a predicted model, not a curated record
AUGCCCGCUCCCGCACCCGUCAACAAAGAGAACGAGACGCCCUCGCACAUCGACAUCCAGGAUGAUCGCCAGGCGCCUCGUGAGGAUGGCGAGGCCAGCCCGGGUAUGAGGAACAGCAAGGGCUGGGAUGGGAAGCUUCGCGUCCCCAAGUCGGCUCUCAUGACGAACCCCGAGGCCCUGUCAGACCCGGAAUACUCGGACGACAGCAACGUCCUGCAAGGCGAAGAGAUCAGCGCCGACGAAGACCUCCUCGAGAGCGAGGACUCGGAUACCGAGGAAAUCAUGUGCUCGCACUCCCGCAUCGGUGCCAUGUCCGCCUUGCGUCUCCAACGGUUCAAGAACGUCGCUCGAAUCUGCCUCCGGCAGAACAGCAUUCAAGAAAUCGACGGCCUUGACGGCCUCGCGCCAACUCUCAAAGAACUCGACCUCUAUGACAACCUCAUCUCGCACAUGCGUGGCAUGGACGCGCUGACCAACCUCACCAGCCUGGACCUGAGCUUCAACAAGAUCAAGCACAUCAAGCAUAUUGGCCACAUGACGCAGCUGAGGGAACUGUUCCUCGUUGCCAACAAGAUAAGCCGCAUCGAGGGUCUUGAUGGCCUAAGACACCUCACCUCGCUAGAGCUGGGUUCGAACCGCAUUCGGGAGCUCAACAACCUGGACGGUCUUGCGUCACUGGAAGAACUCUGGGUGGCCAAGAACAAGAUUACAGAGCUGACGGGGCUCGGAGGGCUGCCGAAUCUUCGGCUGCUCAGCAUUCAGUCCAACCGCAUCAAAGAUCUGUCCCCGCUCAAGGAUGUCCCUGGGCUGGAGGAGCUCUACAUUGCCCACAAUGCAUUGGAAUCACUACAAGGUCUCGAAUCCAACGUAAAUCUCAAGGUCCUUGACAUCUCCAACAAUCAAGUUGCCAGCCUCAAGGGCUUGGAGGGACUGGCCAAGCUGGAAGAGGUGUGGGCAAGCUACAACCAGGUGGCGGAUUUUAACGAGGUGGAGAAGGUGUUCAGGGACAAGGAGCACCUGAACACGGUUUACUUUGAAGGGAACCCCUUUCAGUUGCGAGGGCCAGCGCUGUACCGGAACAAGGUUCGCCUGGCUCUACCUCAAGUGAGCCAGAUUGAUGCUACUUUUGUUAAGGUAUAG